AUGGCACAAAAAGAUUUAUUCGGUACCGAUGAGAUUUUUGUGGGGCUGAUUAAUCGGCGACGGCGGCCAACAACCGACGGCGAAGCAAGGGGAUAUUUUUUUGAUUUGAGUCUUGAGGGGGCAUCUAUGGCAUCUGGUGAAGGUUUAGAUGCAAUGCAAGUGAAUAAUGGUUCUAGAAGACCCCGGAUUCUUCUAGCAGCAAGUGGAAGUGUAGCUGCCAUAAAGUUUGGAAACCUCUGCAGCUGUUUCUCUGAUUGGGCAGAUGUAAAAGCUGUUGCCACACAAGCAGCUUUACAUUUCAUUGACACAGCAUCUCUUCCAAAGGAUGUCAUUCUCUACACCGAUGAACACGAAUGGUCAUCUUGGUCAAAGAUUGGAGAUACUGUGCUUCACAUAGAGCUUCGUCGAUGGGCUGAUAUUAUGGUAAUUGCUCCCCUGUCAGCCAAUACGCUUGGCAAGAUUGCUGGUGGACUGUGUGACAACUUGCUGACAAGUAUCAUUCGAGCAUGGGAUUAUGAGAAGCCAAUAUUUGUGGCUCCAGCAAUGAACACUUUUAUGUGGACAAAUCCUUUUACAGAAAGGCAUCUUAUGACAGUGGAUGAACUUGGAAUUACGCUUAUACCCCCCAUCUCUAAAAGGCUUGCUUGUGGGGACUAUGGCACUGGUGCAAUGGCUGAACCUUCUCUCAUCUUCUCAACUGUACGACUCUUCCUUGAGUCGCAACCAAAUUCUUCAACAAAUCAUUAAUCUUAAUUUCUCUUUCUUGUAUUAUGAAACCGCUAAGAUCAUCGAUAGUUAUGCAAGACUCGGCAUAACAGGUUGUAGUUGUACUGUGUUUGGUAUGCAUUCAUUAACAUGAUAAAAACUUAUAUGAGGUUUUAAACACUUGUGUAUAUAUCUUUUUCCAUCCCACAUAUUUGAUUUCUUUUCCCA
Lactuca virosa is the source of this 933-nucleotide messenger RNA. The record is from the annotation of a GenBank genome assembly. NCBI's taxonomy places the organism in Eukaryota, Viridiplantae, Streptophyta, Magnoliopsida, Asterales, Asteraceae.